CUAUCCUUCAUUUUGCACCAUGUCGCUAUCUUUGAGUUUUUUCAUUGUACAUUGCAUACAGUGUAUAGUAUCAACAUUGGCACAGAAGCAUUUAUUGAGCUUUUCAUUGCACAAUGCAUACAGUGUAUAGUAUCAAAAUGUGCUCAGAAGUAGUUUAUUGAGAAUGUUGAAUACAGUUUGACAGAUAACGGAUUAUUUCGCCCUUCGCAAGAUGGCCGCUUUUACAGACUGCUUCUGGUACAUUCUUGCCAACUGUGAAGAACAGGAAGUAGCUUGGAAAACCACCGUUUCUUGACACGUCGUAUUCCGAAUGUUUUUGAGCCAGCAAUCAUGGAUCUCAGCUGAAAGUCAAGCAACUGAAAAUAAAAACAAAAACCCACUGAGCCAUGGAGAAGUUUGGGAUGAGCUUUGGGGGUGGCCCCAGCAAGAAGGAGCUUGUGGACACCAUAGAGACUCAGAGAAAGCAGUUGGUCCAGUAUCAAACACGCUUCAAGGAUGUGGUCAGGGCCUACAAGAGCCUGCUGAAGGAGAAGGAGGCUCUGGAGGCUAGUCUCAAGGUACUGACCGUCUCCCAGGAGGUCGACCUCAGCCAGCGUGGAGAUGACGGCUCUGCCAGUGGCAGCAAUAUGACCUAUGAUGAUCACUGCUCCAUGCACAGCGAGGACAGUCUGGACACAGCAGCCUCCGCCGACACUGCUAUCAGCAUUACCAGUGGGAGCACCAAGGGCGACCAGGCUGAAGAGGACCAGGGUAGUAGCCCAGGAGAGAUGGGGGCGACCGGGCCUGGAGGCCCCUCAAUGUCCCAGAGGUCUGAGGAGGCUAGUGGGUCAGAGAGCGGUAUCAGCUCCAGCAGUAGUGGAGGGUCUGAGGUUCAGCAGCACCUAACACUCCCACCCACCUCUUCUAUGGAGGCUGACCGGAGGAUCCUCCAGCUGAAGACCCAACUGACCACCCUGACCAGCUCCCUGGCCACGGUCACGCAGGAAAAGUCCAGGAUGGAGGCCAACUUCCAGGCCGACAAGCGGAAGAUCAAGCAGGACAUGGAUGCGCUCCAGGGGAGGCUGGAGGAGUCCAGGAGGCAGCAUGAAGCAGAGAUCCAUGCCCUGCAUGAGCAGCUGGCGGAGAGCAAGGCUCGGGUUAUAACCCAGCAACAUGAGAGAGAGCAGGAGCAGGGUGACCACGCCCUCAUGCUCAGAGAGCUCCAAAAAUUGCUGCAGGAGGAGAGAAGCCAGAGGCAGGAUGCUGAGCUUCGGCUGGAGGACACUAGGGAGGUCCUGCUGGAGGUCACACAGGCCGCAGAUCGAGGGCACGAUUAUGAGGCCCGGCUAAAGGAGGUGACCCAGCAGAGGGAGGAGAUGAGGAGGAGCCUUCAGACUGCGGAGGCAGAGAGGAACAAGCCAGACCCCCGGGUGGAGGAGCUUCAGCGGGAGCUGGCGACACUCAAGAACCACUUUCAGCAGCAGAUGCAGCAUGAGAUCAGAAAAGUGUCGCAGGCAGAGGAGCGUCUGCAGGGGCAAUCCCAGCUGGAGGAGGGCCGUGUGGCCAGCUUGGAGUUGCGAGUGUCUGAGCUCUCUGAGCUGCUUGGGGCCUGCGAGAAGGCCCGGCAGAGGGACCAGCAGAACGCCCACUGGCUGAGAGAGCGCAUCCUGCAGCUGGACACGGAGAACAAGACCCUGGCCAUCGCCGCUUCCACCCGCGGUUCCCCCCUGGACCUCAGCAUGGACGAGGCCAACCUGGACGUGAACGUGCUGAAGGAGCGCCUGGAGAAGGUGAAGAGACUUCUUCUGCUAGCCACACAGAGGAAAAACCCAGAGCAGACCAUGGAGAUAGAGAAGAUGGCUGAGAUGGAGGGGCGGCUGGGUCAGGGGACGGGCAGUUGGGGGGAGUCGUCAGACGGGGAGAAGGCCUCUGCGCUGUACUACCAGCAGGAACUGCGGCAGCUGAAGGAGGAGUUUGAGCGCUACAAGGUGCGGGCGCAGGUGGUGCUGAAGAACAAGAACGCUAAAGACUGUAGCCUCGCCAAAGAGCUGGAGGAGGCCCGUGACCAGCUGGCUGAGCUCAAGGAGAAGUACAUCAACCUGCGUAUCCAUGGCGACGAGGCGGAGGCCAAGCACCGCCGGGAGCUGGAGGAGUGUCAGCAGGGGAAAGGGAUGCUGCAGCAGAGUCAUAAACAGGAGCUUGACCGGGCUGAGGCCCAAUACAGAGAGAGCCUCCUCAGGCUGGAGGGGGAACUGCACCGGCAGAGGGACCGCACCAUGGCCCUACUGCAAGAGAAGGACCAGGAGUUGGAGAAGCUGAAGUCUAUCGGCUACAGUCUCGCUGGUUACAGAAGCCACCACAGCGACGAAGGAGAAACGGAGGCGGACUUCAGAGAGAGUGACAUCAUCACCCAUGCAUUGCGGCUGGCAGGGCCCAACGAGCCCACGCUCCUCCUGUACGUCGAGCAGCUGGCAAGAAAGGAGGUGGAGAUCGGCUCGCUGCGGCGGCAGAAGCACCGGCUCGAGGAGGACGUGCACCAGCUGCAGGGGAGGCUGAUCGCAAACGGGGAGCGCUACGACGAGGAGGUGGCUGAGCUCCGCGGCAGGCUGGACAAACGGCACAGGGACCAGGGCAGGGAGGGGGCCAACCUGGAGUACCUCAAGAACGUAAUCUACAAGUUCCUCACCCUUCAGGACACCAGGGGGCGUCAGCAGACCCUCACAGCCAUACUGACCAUCCUGCACUUCAGCCCUCAGGAGAAGCAGGCGGUGGUCAAACAGCACCAGAACCAGGCGUGGUGGACGGCAGGGAUGAGGUUCUCCAGCACCCCUUCCUUCACUGGGAGCUGCUGCUUUCCAGCCUUCAUCUGGAUUGGGGGACAGACAGACUAUAGUACGCAAUGCUUCAGGACCAGGUCCACGAUCUCCACCUCUGACUUGCCUUUGGUCCAACCCAGCAGGUCCUGGGUGAGUAGAUCAUUAACAGAAGUCAAACGAACCAACUCUUAUGGGUAGGGAAAGGACUCCUAACUGAAUUAAAGUCAGUAGAGUCGUGUGGUUGAGUUUAUUGGUCACAUGAUGCUCUGUAAGUCGAGUUAAACUAAUGUCUUUAGGUGUGAGUGAACAAGGCUGUGGGGAUAAACUCACAGCAUCACAGACAACCUCUAGGUGGAGACAUUCUGGUUUCUGGGCCAUCUCCGUGUCGCAGGCGAUACCAGCCAUCGAAGUUGGGGGACCUGAAGAAUUUCCUACUAGGCCAUACAUCAAAGUGCAAUGCAUUAUGGAUGAUUUGUUUUAAAAAUAUGUGCCACAACUAGAUACAAUAGUUAGAAAUGACAGAUGAGGUGGCAGGUGGACAGACUCACCCAAUCCCCUUUGUGCACAGAGGUGAGCCGAGGUCCAGCAUGCUCCAGAGUCCCCAUGAACUCCUCCUGACUGAAGGAAACGGAUCUGAGGGGUCUGAAACACACACGUAUUACCGUAUUCAAACAGUAUCAACAUACCAUAGAAACAGGUUUGCUAUCAAUGUCACCCACCUUCCAAGGAGUCACAGACCUCUAGCAGAGGCAUCAGGCUGGCCAGGUAGUGUUCCUGGGGGAGACAGGUGAGACACACAGCAUGCAGCAGGACAGACAGUCUAUACAGGGGUGGGAUGGAUGUGUGGUAGGGAAGGCAGUCCCCUCAACAGUGGGAUGAUGAAGCUCUGGGUGAGUUCUAACAGAUGUCUCCUCAAGAUGGCACUCUGCACCUCUUCCUCUGGAUCCCUUUAAGGAGUCUUUUGAUGAGACUUGUCUUUUUGAAGGAAUGUUUUAUGUGCCGUGUAGAUACCUACAGGUUGGGAGAACAUGUUUUUACACACCAACUCACCCUCUCAAACCAUGUUGGUUCCAUAACUCCAGAUGUUUUACCUGACUUAGUGUCCAGUGUUUUCAGCUUGGCUAGUUUCUUCACCUUCACAGGCAGGUCACCUGACAUCUUGAGUUCUCCAAGGCGUAUAAUAUGGGGCCAGGACUGGAAGGUCUUUAUGAAGAAGGGAUUAGUGACCCCAGAAUAACAUAGGGACUGGAGAGGCAAGAGAAAGGGAGCAGGGGCCAGCACAGUUUACGAGGAGACAGUAGGAGAGGGUGCCAUGAUGACCACGGGCUCCCCGAUCAGCAUGAGCUCCCAGAGGAUCUGCAGGUGGAUCAGGAAGGACUGGAAACACCUGGACAGGUCAGAGGGCAAAGACCCUUGACACGA
Molecule: messenger RNA, 4217 nt
Organism: Oncorhynchus gorbuscha (pink salmon)
Lineage: Eukaryota; Metazoa; Chordata; Actinopteri; Salmoniformes; Salmonidae
Product: GRIP and coiled-coil domain-containing protein 1-like
Exons: 8
Coding region: 387-2993 (868 amino acids)
Cellular component (GO): Golgi apparatus
Source: RefSeq, a predicted model, not a curated record